Messenger RNA from Penaeus indicus, 3270 nucleotides. RefSeq names its product protein phosphatase inhibitor 2-like. The record is from RefSeq and is a predicted model, not a curated record. Gene Ontology annotation, biological process: regulation of signal transduction. The transcript has 4 exons. Gene Ontology annotation, molecular function: protein phosphatase inhibitor activity. Lineage: Eukaryota; Metazoa; Arthropoda; Malacostraca; Decapoda; Penaeidae. The coding region runs from base 11 to 592 and encodes 193 amino acids.
CUCCGCAGUGAUGGCCGACAACCUGAGCAAGCAGCCCAGGAAGGGAAUACUCAAGAAUUCUUCCAGUUUCGAGGGCAAUGAGAGACAGAGAGAGAAAGAAACAAAAUGGGACGAAAUGAACAUCCUGGCGACGCUUCAUCCCAAAGACAAGGAUUAUGGACACAUGAAGAUCGAGGAGCCCAAGACCCCCUUUGCACACUAUGAGGAGGGGGACUCUGGGGACGAGCACGAUGGCCUGGAUGCCGAUCUCCUGGCCAAGAAGAUUCAACUUGGAGGCUCAGAACUUCCAAAGGCCUUGAUUGAACCUGAACCAGAAGAGGAGAGCGAAGAAGAGAUUUCUCCAGAAGAGAGAGAGAAGAGAAAGUUAUUUGAAAUGAAACGCAAGAAGCACUAUAAUGAAUUUUAUGCUGUCAAGCUUGCUCGGAAGUUAAUGCAAAAUGACGACGAUGACGACGAGGAGGAUGAUAAGAAGGACUCGCCAGAGGCCGAGGCUAGUAUAGGGAAGGACGACACCAUGGAGGAGAUACUGGAGGAAGGGAAUGGAAACAAUGAGUGCGAUGACAUGGCAGAAGAACAGGCAUCGGGCGACUGAGGCUGGGUGCCGCAGAGGCCUUCUGUGUUGCGGUUGUAGUACUGGUUGAUUGACGGUAGAUGCCAAUCGUUGGAUUUAACACUAGCAUUCAUCAGCCACGAAACCUCCUUACACCACCAUUCCCAAGUAUUAUGAAAGAGGAAUAAUAAUUUUUGAAGUGGAAAAGCUCAUCCAAACUCAUAAUCAUUCAACAUGUUAUCAUCAUAUCGCAAUACAUUUAUUGGAUUUAUAAAGGCUUAAACAAUUUAUUAUAUUGCAUGAGUGAACGAGUGUAACUGUGGUACUAUGUAUAUAUGUGCUGAUCUUGUUUACAAAUCAGUCUGUAAAUGAGUGUGUGCUCGUGUGUUGUCUCUGUCCUGGGAUGGUGAUAAGAAGUUUGUGUGUGUAAAUAAGUGAUAUCCAUUGAGACAGCACUUAAGUGUAGUUGUAUUGACAUGGUCUGUAUUUUUUAUAUUAGUACAGAAUGUGUGCAUUGUUUAAAGCCAAAUAUUUCUAAAUUUUGUAUUUAUAGGGUAGACCCUGUUCAUAUUAGUUUCAGGUACAAGGGGAGCAUCUGUGAUGAACUAGGAUUGCAAGGGAAAAUCCAGCAUCUCGGAAAGAGUGUUGUGAUAAAGACAGCUGGUAGAGACACUCAAAGGCUUCCCAGCUGGAUGCAACUUAUGUAUGCCUUGCUUUACACUUUUUUUAUUUAUUCUUUUUUUACAUAAUUAAUCAUGUCAGACUGCUUUUUAUGUUGUUCUUUUUCAUUAUUUGAGGUUAUGAUUAUUGUUUUUUCUGGCCUUGAGUCGGAGUUGGGGAAAGAGUUCCUGUGAUUAGGUCUAGCUUAUAUUAUGCUCAUCUUUGUUUUGUUUCUUCCCUUACAAAUCCAGUAAAUGUCACUUUCAAGUCAUUUUCAUUUUAAUCCAUGUCAGAGUAAAUUCAGGGGGGCAGAGAGAAACCAAUUUGUCACGGUUAUCUUGUACAUACAAAAUCUACAUAGAGAAGGUUUAUUCUCAGAAGAACAAUGGAAAAGACAAUCAGAAAUAAGACAUGUUUGUUAUUAUGUGACGACUUCAGAUUCAAGUAAAAUUGUAAAAAAAAAAUUGUGGUUGUUUUACUUAUGUCUAUGGUUUAAUAAGUUAAUUUAGAAAAGUUUGUUAUUUGUUAUGUUAUGAUGACUUUUCAUGAAUAUUAGUUUGUUUAAGUUUUUUUUUUUCAUGACUGAAGAUUCAAUGCAUGCGUCAUCCACAGCAACAACUAUUAGGUACUAUAUAAUGUGCAAAGAACCCAUGAUUUUUGUUCUGUGUGAAUAUGGAAUAAACAAAUUACUUGGGGGUUUGGGCUUGAGAACCAUCCGUGGUCUUGGACAUUGGUUAUCAUUCCUGUAUUAUCCUUGGCUAUAGACUCCUGUACAGUAUUAUCCCACUAAUAUACCUGGCUUUAGAUACCGAGAUUAUUCCUAUACCAUCUGCUAGUGGAAGACUUUUGAAUAUAUGUAGACACAUAGAGAAUUAGUUUCUUACACUUUGUUGAUACACUUCCGUAUCUCUUCAAAAUCAAAAAAGGUUGCUAGAUGAAAUUAACAUUAUGGUGGAAAUGUGAGUGGUAAGAAUAAGAUUUUGCCUGUUUGUCGGUGGCACCCCUUGGGCAGCUUCUCUUUUAAUUAUGUAAUGAGUCGUAAUAUGUGCAGUCCAUGCUAUUGUGAGCAUUCAGAAUGGUUUGCAUCUUAUAACAAUGUUUUGCCAAUGAUUCAUGUAGUGGAAGUAAUAAUAAUUUUUGUAGUAUUGUUGCUUGAUCAUAUAAUUAGUGAUAUUUAUACAAACCUUGCUUGAUCUCUUGUUCUGUAAUGAGAACUUGGAAGAAGUGUUACAUGAUUUAUUUGGGAGGUUUAGUCUCAUGUUAACAAUUUUGAGACUUAUUUCUGAGGAAGUGAUGCAAGUAUGUGUUUAUUUAAUUAUUACAACUGACAAUUGCAUUUUUUUUUUCUUUUUUUUUGCUUCUUCUUCUUCUCCUGUACCCUUAGUCAGAUGGUAACAGUUUUUAUUUAUGAUUAUUUAUUGCUAUUUUAUUAUUUGAUUAUUCAAUUUUGAUGGAGAUGGACUUUGUAACAAAAAAUAGUUUCAGAAACGGUUGAUAGCACUGCAUGGAAGCGAGACAUUUGCCGUUAAAAAGUCAUUGUGUGCUUUGCAUUCUGCUUUUAUAUAAGAAAUUCAAUAUUGUGUAUUUUGUUUAUAGUUAUGAAUGCUAUUUAUUGUUAUUCCAUGGAGAGACUCCUCUUAUUGCUUAUUUUGCCUGGCUAUUUAGACAGUAACAUCUUGAUUUCUUAUAUUUAUGUAUUUGUUAACUUAAAUAUAAAGAUUUAUUUAUUAUUUUUUUGUUUUUGUAGAUAAGUGAAAAUUGGUUCCAGAAGUAAAAAAGAGAGAGGAAAAAAAAAAGGUUCAAUUCAUUAGAAGGAGAUUAAGUUUGUUAAUACUUAGUAUUGCUUUAGUAUCUUGUAAAGCCUCUAGUCCCAAGUCAAGUCAUUAAACUCUUUUGCAUGAGUAGGUACCUUAAGGAAGUAGUUAUGUUAGCAAUAUGUUAUCAAAUAUUAAUUUGGUUGGGCUGCGAGUGCUAUGUGAUGAUAGCAGAAUCACGGUCUGGAAAUGUGUUUUGUAAGGAAUUAACCAGAUUUUUACAUAUGCAAUAAAAGUAAAUGUUGA